Symbiodinium sp. CCMP2456 is the source of this 4275-nucleotide messenger RNA. The record is from the annotation of a GenBank genome assembly. Lineage: Eukaryota; Dinophyceae; Suessiales; Symbiodiniaceae.
AUGGCAUGCCUCCUUGCAAGAUGUCGGGUCAUGUCUGACAGCAAGGAGGAUUCAGAAUCUCAGAUGCAUGCUGCCAAGCUCGCCUUCGAAUUGUUGAAGACCCUGGCUUUCGAGAUCCAGGACAUCGGAGAUUUGGACACGAACUCUCCGGACUUGCGCACUUCAAGGACCUGGUUACUGACUAGCCUGCUUCACCACGUUCAGGUUUCGCUAUUUGCUGACGAGGAGGUCGUGACAGCUCGCAAGACAGCUAGCCACUAUGCUGCAAUAUCAGAAGACAGCAUUGGAACGCCCAGGCAACACGCACAAGUCAUGGAGGAUCUGGCCCGAGUCAAUCGCUGGCAGAUGCAGGAAGAGGCCCCUCCACGCUUGUCUGCCCAAGAGAUGUGGUGCAGAAGGAGAGGCCUGAGGGCUUCCCAAGGGGCAGGUAAAGAAGCUGAACAUGGAGGUGAGGACAAAGUCAACGUGGUUCCCAUGGGCUUCGUGUCAAAUGUCCAAAGGUGGCAUUGUACGCAGCUGGUGUGUCAGAUAAGGUGGGGCAACCAGAUCAUCUCCACACUUGAUGCUCAGUCCAGCGCGGCCUACAACAUGUUGGGCUUGGCACAGGAGCUCACAGCUGGCUUCGUGGUAGGCUGGGCCUUCGCCUUCUGGAGGCUGCAGUACGUUGAGGAUAAGAUGGCGGCACAGCAGUUGCAGAAGGCCGAGAGGUCGACUCGCAUCAACCGCGAGUAUGUCGGCGUCUUCUUCACGUACUGGUCCCUGCUGACCACCGGGGCCCUUUGCAACCGUGCCAAGGAGGAACUUCAACUCAAGAAGCUUCAUCUUCGACUGCUCUCUGUCCGUCUGCGGGAUGUUGAGGCCAAGAAGACCAAGAGCAUGCAAGAUGUGCAGUAUGACAAGACUGGACACUACUUGAUCGAGCGAAAGAUGCAAGCAUUGAAAGAGGAAAGAAGUCGCCUGGACUUCAGGUUUCAGACCAUGCCUCCAGUUGAAGCAAGGCAGUCGCUGUACCUCAUCAUGGAGGUCUUCAUGGACUUUGUGAUGGAUUUCAGCAAGCUUGAGAGCGUGGGCUGUCGACACAGGCUCCUGGGAAAGGACCUCAUCUUCUUGGCAACCGAUGUUGCGGAAAGGCAGCAGGAUAUCGGCAUGCUCCCUGCAGAGGAGAUUCUUGUCCGGUGGAUCAACUGUAUCUUGGCAGAAGCGCAUCACAGCGCUUCGGUGUUGCUGACUGAUGCGAUGGAUGACGAGAAUGGCAGGUCCAACUGGGCGGCAGCAGAUAGUUCCAGCUACGGCUUCAGGUGUCGCGAGGUUCGUGCGAUACCUACGCUCCAGACAAAGUCGUUGGAGGUUUUUUUCCAGGACGGCAAGAUCCUCACCGUGCUGUAUGCGAUGUUCAGGGCUUAUAGGAGAAAUAAGACGAUCUUUGAUCCUGAAGAUCUAGAGGUGCUGGAUGAGAAAGACUCAGAUCGGCGAGCCGCUGCUGCGCAAAAUGCUUUCGUGUCUUUGUCACCGCUUCUCAUUUCCAGGUUCCUGUUGAGCCCGUUGGAUGUUGUUUCCGGGCAGCGGUUUGCGCUGAAGGCAUCGCUCUGUGCCACUCUCUUGCGCGAGGCGACGGGCAGUCUUCAGGACUUGUCGAAGAGACCAUUCAAGCAGGUUUCAACCGAUGCAGGCCGCGAGACAGAGCGGACAGGAGGGGAGAUCAAAGAGGCAAACUCGAUGGCUGCCGUCAUGAGCAUGUUCGAGAAGCUGGUCGGAGGUGCUUGGGAAGGCUUCGUCGAUCUUUCGAGGCUUUGCUUUCCCUGGGAGCCGCUCGCAGCCUUGCAAGAGAUGGCCUUGUAUGACAUCUUGCGACGCUGGGUGAAUCUGCAGGUCUACGGCGCCUUGAUUCCGCAAGCUGACAUGCCAGGUGUCAAGAACCUCGGGAAUGAUCUUGCUUCCGGUCAAGUUCUCUUGCGACUCAUCAAGGCAGUGGCACCAACCGUCAUCGAGGCCGAGAACCUAAUGGAGCAGGUCACAGCCUGCACGACCAGACCUGGUGAAGCCAAGGAGCGGGACGUGAUCGCUCUGGUCCUCCGUUUGACGAAGCGGUGUGUGCCAUUUUGCAGCCUGACAGAGGAGGCCUUCGUGUCCUGCCAAGAGGCCCCACUCGCGACGCUGGUGGCCGCCCUGCUUCUCACCUGGCCCAACCUAAGACCUGAUUCCUCCUCCAGCUCCGGCUUUGCGAAGAUGUUCCUGGAGAUGGAGCAGUUCACGCAGGCAGGCCUGCGGGUGGCAUCAAUGCCGCAGUCGCUGGUGCCUGAAGAUAACCUGCAUCGCUUGCAUGCCUUCUGCGUGAAGAGUGACGAGGAUGAUGGGGCAAGGCUGCGGAACGUAGUCGAGGCCGUCAAGCUGCAGCAGCGCCUACAUGUCUCCCUGCAGAGGCGACUGCAGAGCUUUCUGAGCGAGGUCAUGAUGAGAAGGGUGCACGCAAGACUGAAAGUCAAGGGUACAGGUGGCGGUCAAGUCAUGAUUGCCCUUCAAGAGCUGGUUCGCGACGAGGAUUGGGUCCUCCUCACCGAAACAGAGCACGCGGCAACGAGAUCUUCGCGAGUGCGAAAUGUCGUGAGGGAGAACUUAGUCCUCAUCGCGAACAUCAUGCAGUUCUUUUCCAUCCGUGGGCACAGAGGCAACUGCCAGGUGUGCUGGAGUGGCAUUGCUAGGCUUUACCGGGAGGCGAGGAUGUGCUGUCCCUGUCUCUUUCUAUCUUUGCAAGCUGCCCAAGAGAUCUUCCGAGAGGUGCUCCGUGCAGAGCCGGAGGCAGACUCCCAGAUCUUGGAUCCAGACGAGUCUUCGCCACUUCCCUUCUUGCCUGAGCUCUCCCGCAUGGAUGGGCGCCAGGGCCAGGGCCAGGGCCAGGCCGCCAAGGACCUCAGCUGGCUUCAGCUGGGCCUCGGUGCGUCGGGCUUCAUCCGCUUCUUGUUGCGAGUCUGUGUGCACCGGGAGGAAGGCGCUCGACAAGCCGGAGCAUUUGCCGUGCCGCUUGCAAGGUCCUUCAAAGAGUUGGUGGGAAGCCACCUGCAGAAAGUUCAGUGCGAUGCACGGGACGAGUUUACCAACGCGUCUCAGGAAGAGGAGGUUCUGCAUAUACAGGAAGAGUGGGAACCUUUCCUGAGCAAGGUGUUUGCAUUGUACUCUGAACAUGGAUUGAGGGCAAAGCCGCAGCAUGAGGUGCAUCUUCAGAUGGGCGAGGAUUCGCUCAUUUGCCUCCUUGCUGAUGCUGCGCUACUAGGUGCGACACUACCGGCUGAUACUGCCAGGGGCGUGUACCGCAAGCUUACGCACCGACGACAUUUCCAAUCGGUCCAUGCGAACUUCUGCUUCAGAGGUCAGGCAGAGGUGCGACGCAGGCAGCGGUGUCAGAAGCAGAAGAGGAAUGCCUCCAUGCCGCCUGUCAUCAAGGGCAUACCGCCUUCUUCUGCGUCUCUGCGCGUUCCGCCCGCCGAGCAGGAGGAGGCUCUUCACUUCGAGGAUUUUCAAGAGGUGUGCCUUUUGGCUGCCAUGUACCGCUAUCCCAAUCCGGUGGUACCGCUUCAUGAAAGAUACCAGCAAUUGCUGAUGGACAUGCUGGAGGGCCUGAAAAAUCGCAUGGAGCCAAGCGGGCUUGCUGAGGAACCCUCCCUGGACCAGUUGGCCGUACAGGCACAUGGUGUCGAAGAGUGGGAUGCGAAAUCAAGGUCUUUCAAAGACUUAAAUGAAGGACUGCAGGUUUCAGCGGAAUCUCCGGAUGCUGCCUGGAGUCGCAAAACGAGACUCGAAGGAAAAGGUACCUUCAAAGUCUUCAAGAGUUCUGACAAGGACUGGCAAACGCCGGCUGUCAGGAGAGCCUCCAGUGCACCUCCAACGAUCAGCGUGCAGAGCAAGUUUCAAAAGACCCUGCAGACGGCCUUUGGAGCACCGGAGACUCGGGUGUCCGCUUUGGCGUCCAUCAAGAUCACUGCAGGCUCUUUAGAAGGGCUGGGCCUGCCGAAUGGGUCGAAGCUGGUGUCGGUUCUGGCUUUACUGAAAGCCUCCAAGCGCUUGGGCCUUCAGCUGGAUGCUGCCGACGUCAAGAAGCGGCGAUCCGAGAUCGGGAGGGAGGCGAUGCACCGGCGACGGUCCUCUGCCAUGGUCAAGGUCAAGUUCAUGGCAGACCGCCAGCCUGGACGCGCAAGCAUGCUCAACAGUUUGCGGCCAAGUGAGAGCCCACAGCCGAGCCGAGCUACGAGCCAAAACUCUAGCCGACCGGAUUCGCCGUAG